Messenger RNA from Tripterygium wilfordii, 2507 nucleotides. RefSeq lists its product as uncharacterized. The record is from RefSeq and is a predicted model, not a curated record. The transcript is spliced from 2 exons. NCBI's taxonomy places the organism in Eukaryota, Viridiplantae, Streptophyta, Magnoliopsida, Celastrales, Celastraceae. Gene Ontology annotation, biological process: positive regulation of growth. The coding region runs from base 284 to 2074 and encodes 596 amino acids.
GGUUUUUUUUUUUUUUUUAUGCGUAAUCAUGAGAAUUUGAGGAUAAAGUAAGGUUAUUUUGGUGUUCUGAGUUGGGUCUGUGACUGUGACUAAUAAAUGAGAUUCUGAUGUGGGUUUUUUGAGAUUCUGUGUUUUUCCAUUGCUACCUUUCAUAUUUGUUCUUUAUUGAUUGACCAUCAAAAGUAUGUUUGUAAAUGUUCUUUGUUUGUAUUUGUUCAAUUAUGGGUUUUGCUUGGGAUGGUAGAUCCUGAAUUUGGUAAUUUGGCUUUCUAGUGGGUAAGAGAUGGUUUCAGAGUCGUGGUUUCGUAAUUUGUGGAGAAAUCCCCGAAAGCAUGAUGCUUCUGAAAAAGUGGUGAUAGGAGUAUUAGCAUUUGAAGUUGCUAGCUUAAUGUCAAAGCUGGUUCAUAUGUGGCAGUCAUUGAACGACAAGCAGGUCGCUAGGUCGAGAGAGGAGAUCACAAAUUCAGUUGGCAUAAAAAAGCUUGUGUCAGAUGAUGAUGAUUAUAUAGUAGGUUUGAUUUGUGUGGAGAUGGUUGAGAAUAUGGGAUGUGUGGCAAAAUCUGUGGCUAGGCUGGCCAGGAAAUGCAACGAUCCUAAUUUGAAGAAUUUUGAGCUCGUUUUUGGGGAGUGGAUGAAGGUUGGUGCUGACCCGCAUGGUUGGGCAUUUAGUUCGAAGAAAAUGGAUAAGAAAGUCAAGAAAAUGGAAUGGUUUAUUUCAGUCAAUGCUACUUUGUACCAAGAGAUGGAAUUGCUUACUGAUCUUGAGCAAACACUGAGGAGAAUGAAGAAUAUUGGCGGGGAGCAAGAUAAUUUGAUUGAAUUUCAGAAGAAGGUUGCUUGGAAGCAGCAUGUAGUGAAGAAUCUGCAGGAUAUCUCUCCUUGGAACAGGACAUAUGAUUACAUGGUACACCUUCUCGCCAGAUCUCUAUUCACAAUAUUCGGUCGGAUCAAGCAUGUGUUUGGAGUUAAUGAGACACUCGAUGUUAAUGAAUCUGGGUUUUCAGAUUCUGAUUUUAUUGAUCGUAGCCAAUCAGUUUCUGCAUUGAUGCAAUCUUCAGUUCAUCAAUCUGAAAAUAGCAGUCUUCCUAGAUUUUCUUCUGGUCCCCUAGGAAGGUUUACUACAACAUCUGGUCCAAUUUCUAAAACAAGCAAGACCAGUUAUAUCCAUUCGGUUCCUCCUCAUGGCUCUAUCGCAAAGUCAGGUCCUAUUUCUGGAAAGGACCGGAAUAUCCACUUUUAUUCUGGACCCCUUGGGAAGACGGCAACCAAAUCAGGCUUGAUUUCUGGAACUGAUAAAUCGAGCAAGAAGAAGUGGUGGAGUCAUGUGCAAUCACCAUUCCAUCAGGGAAAGAAACCACAACGUAAAUCCAACCAAUUGACUGCAGUAGGACCUUUGAAUGGCCAGUUUAUGGCUAGGCAUAGCACUCAUGUUGUCAAUGGUCUGUUGAAUUCAAACAAUCCUCUAGCGACUGUCAGGGUAAGUGAUGCAGAUAGCAUUCCUCAGGGUCAGGGCACUGCGUACCCAUCACGAUUUUGUCCACAGCAUGGUUUGUUGAAAGCUCCUCCUGAAACCCUUGGUGCUGCUGCAUUAGCUCUGCAUUAUGCAAAUGUUAUAAUUGUAAUUGAGAAGCUAGUGGCAUCUCCUCACUUGAUUGGUAAUGAUGCAAGAGAUGACCUCUACAACAUGCUACCUGCAAGUUUGAGAUCUGCUCUUAGGGCAAAGCUAAAGCCAUAUAAAAAGAGCUUGGCCUCAUCGGAUUACGAUACAGAUCUUGCAGGAGAGUGGACUGAUGCAAUGACAGCAAUAUUAGAAUGGUUGGCUCCACUUGCUCAUAACAUGAUAAGAUGGCAAUCUGAGCGGAGUUUUGAGCAGCUAAACUUUGUUUCGAGGACAAAUGUACUUCUGGUUCAGACCAUCUACUUUGCAAAUUUGGAGAAGAUAGAGGCAACAAUCACUGAGCUUCUUGUUGGUCUGAAUUAUAUCUGGAGAUUCGGUAGAGAAGUUAAUGCAAAAGCUUUGCCUGAAUCUGCCAGCGCUAGCGUGUUUGAUAAAUAUUUGGACCUAGAAGCGUGAAAAUCUUCUCCGCUCCUUAUAGUGGCCCGCUUGGAAUCCUAAUUACCUCAAAAAUUUACUGCAUCCCGUGUAUGGCCAAAAUGGUAGUCCCGGACUCUGAUGUGAGGUUCUCGAUUCCACCUGGUGAUAUUGAUAAUUUGCUUGGUCUUGUUGCAACCACCUGAGACGUGAUAUUGUAUUCUGAAAAUUACAGCCAUUGGUGCGCGUAUGAUAUAUUAUGCGAUCGCCCUUUUAGUUUAUUCUGUUCUUUCUGGUGAGUGCUGAUUAUCUUUCUUGCCGUCUGUGAAACGUGGCUGCUCUACCUGUUCCUGGUAAAAGCCCAUUACCAUUUCUAUUCAAGUCUUCUUUCCAUGAAAUGCAUAUAUUUGUUAGUUAUACCCCCCAUUAAUAGAAUUGCAAAUCUUUCUACAUUAAGGAGAUUUCAUGUUGGGCA